Molecule: messenger RNA, 3576 nt
Organism: Hirundo rustica (Barn swallow)
Lineage: Eukaryota; Metazoa; Chordata; Aves; Passeriformes; Hirundinidae
Gene: CXCR5
Product: C-X-C motif chemokine receptor 5
Exons: 2
Coding region: 1460-2755 (431 amino acids)
Biological process (GO): B cell activation; lymph node development; immune response
Cellular component (GO): membrane
Molecular function (GO): C-X-C chemokine receptor activity
Source: RefSeq, a predicted model, not a curated record
UCCUGGAAACGUAACGGGGCUUCGGUAUGUAGCCAUUAAAACAGAGCCAACACUAACGUAAGAAUAAGGGAUUGAGCCACAGCCUGUAGAAGUCAUAACCACCGAUCGUGACAGGCUGGAAAUUGGCAUUUCUUUUUAGACAGCUGUUACUUAGACAUGGAUUUCAACAAACCGAGACACAAUGGGAAUGUAAUCUUGGUCGUUACUGCCUUGCAGACAAAUUUUUCUUCAAAUGUUUUUUCCAAAAUACAUGCAAAUGUACAAGGACAUUCCUGGUUUUGUCUAGUUCCUCACAUCGACAGCUGUCUCUAGGUGGUUGGUUUUCCACCCUCAGCAGCGAAAGACACAGGCUCCACCCUCCUGACAUCCUUCCUGACUUCUCAGUCUCUCGCGCCUGGGAGUACUCCACUCCUCGCCUUUCCCCUCAGCCCUUGCAGCACAGAGCUUCAGGACAGGGUUUGCUCUGUCUGUUUCUCCCUGUGAGUGAGGCACAGUGCAAGUUCCCUACGGCCUUCCUCCGGUUUUGCUGCUCUCCAUCCUCUCAGUAUAAAGAGUGCCCAGAGGCUGAUGAGCACAUGCUGGUGCGGACAAAGGUCCUCACAUAAGGGGAGGACAGCGACAUCCUGGGGGCAACAGGUGCCCAACAACUCGGGAUCUAAGAAGCAGGAGUAGUGGUUGUAAUACAGCAGUGCUUAAUGAGAAUAACAUCACCUCCUUCUUCGCCAGUCCAAAAUCCCACCAGAGUUCCUGCUGGUAGAGAGGCCUUGGUGCAGCUGUACAUAGACAAGAGGAGGACAAGAACUGUGCUUGUCAAAUCACCUCAGCUCCUCACAAAGGAAAAGCUUUCUGCCAAAAUGCCAGCUGCAAUGCUGUCCUACUCUGCUGACCUAGACUGAGGCAUUCACACUGUGAGUCUGCUGCUGUGACAUCACUGAACAAAAUGCCCAUUUUCCCAAGCAGAGAAAAUCUUGAUCUCCCAUCUUGAUUCUCCUUUGUUACUCUUGUGACGUCAAGCUGCCCAGCCCCUGCUAGCCCUGCUCUAGACUUGCAGGGCAGCUGCCAAGGCUUUGCCUUCCUGUGCAGGCCACCUCACACUCCCCCUAGCCCAGACGAAGGGUGAAGCAGCAGCAGGAGAAGGAGCAGAAGACAACCACAAGUCACUGGGGUUAAAGCAGGCAGGAGGACCCCAAGGCUGAGUGCGAUGAUCAUACCCAUGCUUCAAAGUCCUGCACUGCUCCAGAGAAGUGCAUGGAUCCAGGGAGUUUCUGGUUAGGGUGGUCCUUGGCACAGAACUUUUCAAAGCCUUUCAGACCACCUGGAACAAGGACAGCUGUGGGCAAAAGCCAUAAAGUUUCCAGGGAAGACGUAAGGAUGUUCUGGAUCUUCUGUGGUAUAGACGAAAGAAUUAUGGACUCUUCAAAAUGUACUUUAAAAAUCAACUUACAGCACUAGUAAAAAGAUGAUAAAGCUAGAUGCUAAUCUUUGCAUCAAUCAGGACUCGCCUGGAGCUCAUUUGCCUUGCAAAUGCUCUAUUGUUACAUUCUGUGUCCCUCCCUACUCACUUAAAUUAUUGACUCCACCCCAGAAAAGAACUUUUGUAGAAAUUUCUGGAGGAGAGACGGAUCCUGCCCCUCAAACCAUGGGGCCUGUCAGCUACUCAUCAGAGACCUAUGACUUGACCCAGGUGGAGCUGAGUGGUUACUACGAAGCUGAGAACACCACUCCUUCUUUGGAGGGCUACUUCUGCUUCAACCCAGCCUCAUCUGUGGUUGGCAACCAGGGAGACCCCUUCAGAAAAGUCUUCAUGCCCCUCAUCUAUCUGCUGAUGUUUGUGUUGGGGACUCUGGGCAAUGCCCUGGUUCUGGUCAUAUUAGAGAGAUUCAAGCGAUCUCGCACCACCACAGAAAACUUCCUUUUCCACCUCACCCUGGCCAACCUGGCACUGUUGCUCACCUUCCCAUUCAGUGUGGUGGAGAGCUUGUCUGGGUGGGUAUUUGGGAAGUUCCUGUGCAAGAUACUCAGUGCUGUCCACAAGAUCAAUUUCUACUGCAGUAGCAUGCUGCUGGGGUGCAUUGCGGUGGACCGUUACCUGGCCAUCGUCUAUGCAAUACACACCUACCGCAAACGCAGAGCUCGCUCCGUCCACCUCACCUGCACAGCUGUCUGGCUCUGCUCAUUGCUUCUGACUUUACCCGAUCUCAUCUUCAUGGAAGUCUGGACAGAUGACAGCAACCGCAGCAUUUGCUAUUUUCCAGAGGUUGGGAUUGAUGGAAACAAUGCGUGGCUGGCAACCCGCUUCCUCUACCACACCGUGGGUUUCUUUAUGCCUCUGCUGGUCAUGUGUUACUGCUACAUGGCCAUCAUCCGGGCACUGUGUCAGUCCAGCGCCGUGCAGAGGCAAAAAGCUGUCCGUGUGGCCAUCCUGGUCACAGGCAUCUUCCUCCUCUGCUGGAGCCCAUACCACAUUGUCAUCUUCCUGAACACACUUACCAAGUUAGAAACCUUCACCAAGAACUGCCUCCUGGAAGACCAGCUGGACACAGCCAUCAUGGUGACAGAGGCCAUCGGCUUCACACAUUGCUGCCUCAACCCCAUCCUCUAUGCCUUUAUUGGGGUCAAGUUUCGUAACGAUUUCUUCCGGAUCCUGCAGGAGCUUGGCUGCAUAAGCCAGGAGACCCUGCAGGAGAUCCUGGAGGUGACAAGGAAGGGUAGUGGGAUAGAGUCUGACAACACCACCUCCAUCUCCACUUUCUAGCUGGGAAAGGCUGCCUGCAGGGCAGAACUGGCCUAGGGCUUUCCUUCCCAGUGGCACACUUGCUGUGGUCUCAGUUACAGGUUUCAUAAGCACCGCCACAGCUUUCUUCACUCCUCAGGAAACAGGUCCAAUAGCCACCAAACACCCAAAUCCCAUCAGACACUUUGCUUGGCUCUUCCUGGUUCUCAUAAUUGUAGAGACCCACCUGGUAGCUGUUGGUGAAUGCUGGAUGUCUGAUGGUGACUCUUGUGGGGCUGGAUGAACUCGAGUGGGUUGAACCUGACCAUUCCCCACCUCUCCCUCAAAAACUGAAUGCAGGCAUCUUGUGCACAAAGGCAGGCACAGGACUGGGGUGCCAGGGUUAAGGAAAAAAGUGCAGCCAAGUUAAUGAGUCAUGUCAGUAAGCAGGUCUCCAUUUCACUAUCUCAGGUUGGUACAGACAUGCUCAAAGGAAGCCGUGGGACUCAGUGGCCAUAGUAACUGGAGAGAUGCAGGUAGGACUGAUGGGGGUUGCAAAGCUCAAUCCAAUAGCAUGGGCAUCCAGUGCUGGACACUCUGACUGCAACUUUGUUCUCCUGCUGUGUGACAUUCCCCCCAGCCCACAACCCAUUCACCUUCCCAAGAUAGCUCAUGACAGGAGAUCUUCACACAGACUGAAAGAUUUGACUGUCACAGAUUGCUUUCCUGACACCAGUUGCAUCCUUCCCCACUCAUUUGAUGUUUUACUGCUGUUAUGAUCUUCUGUGAGUGGCUGCUGAACUGAAUGCCUGACUAUGCAAAAGUUUUCCUUUAAGGAAGAAUACCAUCUGAUGUGACUGCAC